AACAAAUAGUACAACUCUACAAAACUAACAAUCUCACGUGGAAAAAUCAGUCAGUUGGCACGAAAAUUCAGUGACAAAAGCAACUUCUGAAAGAUCUAAGAGAUUUAAUUUGAUACUUUUAACAUAAGAGUAUAAUAAUCUAGAAGAAUCAGAGCAAACUUUGAAAGUUUCAAUUCAUAAAUUGACAGAAGCAAGCGAUUUGCGUCUUUGUUGACAUUUUGAAAUCUACUUGAAUUUGAGCGCAAUUUAAGAUGUCUUCGGCGAACUUUGUCGUAUAUUUGAUGGCGUUUAUCUGUCAGAUAUUAAUGCUGCAUAUAAGAGAUGUAUCUGCUGGUAGCUGUUGGUUGGCUGUUGGUUCAAAUGGACGUUGUCAGAAUCUCUUAAUGACAGACACCACUAGAGAAAACUGUUGCGUUGGCAACCGUGGAACAGCAUGGGUAGAAGAAGACGCAAGUUCAUCUGAUUUAUUCAGAUGGCGGGCACUUACAGGUGGAGCACCAAAUUGUCAGAGAUGCCACAAUUCCUGUAGUACAAUGCAGUGCAGUGUGGGUAAAAAAUGUAAAGAGAGGAAUGGAAUCCCAAAAUGUGUAUGUGCGCCAGAUUGCCAUAAUUUGAGAGAUCGUCAUCGCGGGCCAGUUUGUGGUUCAGAUAAUCGUACUUAUAAAAACCAAUGUACAAUGCUCAAGCAUAACUGUCGUCAUAACAAUCAUGUUGAGGUGGCAUACCCAGGAGAAUGCCAAACAUCGUGUGAUACUGUUCAAUGUACACAUAACCGUCAUUGUAUCUUGGACCAAAAUCACAUAGCUCAUUGUGUAGAGUGCUCCAAUUGCCCCCGGAUACGACACAACAGUCCAAGCAGAAUGCUACUCUGUGGAUCUGAUGGUAAUACCUAUAACAGCCAAUGCCAUAUACGAAGGGCCACAUGUUUAAACCAAGGCAAUAUACAAACUGCUUAUAAAGGUAGAUGUCAAGAUUCUCCGACCUGUGAUAAUAUACAAUGCACAUCGGGGAAAUCUUGCUUGAUGAAUCCUACGACGCAACGGCCGCAAUGUGUGACAUGUAUCGCCUCAAUGUAUUGUGGACACUCCCAACAAGAAAUUCCACUGUGUGGGGUAGACAAUAAAACAUAUAACAAUUGGUGUGCAUUACGGAGAGCCUCCUGUGAAUCGGGCGUUAUAAUCGAAGCAAAGCAUCCUGGGAGAUGUGAAGUAGGGUUGGACAAAAGAAAAAAAUAUGUACAAACAGUCCCUCAUCCGGCCAUAUACAUUAUGCUUACAAUACUAGAAAUGGAAAUGUUUUUGGCAGUUUUAAAGGUCCUUCUUCAAAAUUUCCGAGAGUCAGCUCUUGAUUUGUCCAAGUUUGCAUUUAGGAAAUGUUUUUGUUCUCCAUUCGCUAAAAAUCAAUCGCAAGUUAAAGUAAGUAAUUAGCUUUGAUCUUUAAAGGAGGAUAUGGACGAGGAACUAGUAGAGAUAUCAGGCAAAUAUUUGUGUCACAAUUCACUUCUUUAAAUCCAGUCAUCUUAGUAAACCACAGAAAAAGUAAUUAAAAGUGUGACAUGACAAAACACGCAAUUUUGCACUUAACACUGUUAAGUUUCGUGCAUUUCUUUUGGUUUUUAGACUGCUAAUUAAGCAUGUCCAUCUCAGUAAAGAACUUAAAUAAGUGAUGAAAAAUUACAGGCCAUUAUUUUAAAACCUGCCUACUUGAGACAUAUUUAUUGUGAAAAAAACUGAAAGCACUUGGCUAGCCAGGUCAUGUCCUGGUUUUGAUUAAUCAAUGGAAUAGAUAUAUACUGUUUUUGCAUUUUAACAUUUUAUUUACUUACUUUACUCUCAAUGGGUAAAGACAGGUAAUGUGGGACUGGAUAGAUAAAACGAUGAUCAGCAGACACUCCAAAGAAACUUAUUAAUAUUAGACUUAUAUUGAUGCUUUUAUGCAUGACCAUUGCAUUGAAACAAUGAAACUGAAAAACUAGCUUAUUAAUAAUUGUUGCAGUCAUUAUGAAUUAUUUCAAGUGCGUAAUAAUAAAUAAUUUCAAAAUAUUGAAUGAAAUUUUCAAAUUACCAAAUGUUGUACAUUAAUAAUGAUAUACUAGUAUAUAAUGUUAAUCUAUGAUUUCCUGUGUUGUACAUUAAUGCGAAUCAUUUUCCUACAGCGAUAAUGAG
Owenia fusiformis is the source of this 2165-nucleotide messenger RNA. NCBI's taxonomy places the organism in Eukaryota, Metazoa, Annelida, Polychaeta, Sabellida, Oweniidae. The record is from the annotation of a GenBank genome assembly.